AUGAAGCCCCGCAAAUCGUCGAGCGAUGGCUUCAUCUACUGCUACGGCAACCUAUACAGCCUUCUCUUCUACUGGGGACUGGUGACGUUCCGGGUGCACACCCUGAGUGACGGCGGAGCAGCUUCCUCGCCCAUGAGCGUGGUGUAUGCGGUCUGCGUCCGGCUGUUCGCCGUCUGCGGCUACCUGGGCAGCGUGCUGAUUAAGCUGGAGGAUGAGCGAAUGGGCGCCGCCAUGAUGGGCCACCUAACACCCGUGGUCAAGAUGAUCGUCAUGUGGGAGUGCCUCAGCUCUACGAUCACCUACGUGGAAUACUUCCUCACGCUGGACGUCCAGCGACGCCGCCACGUCAAGCUCCUGGCCAACAUGCAGGGCUUCGACCUGGACAUUUCCGUGGAGUUUCCCUCCGUGCGCUGGCAAUACCAGCGCACCCGCUCCAAGUACUGGUACGGAACGGGGAUUGUGUCCAUCUGCUUCUUUUCCUUCUCAGUGUCGCUCAUCUUUGACCUCGUUCGGUGCACCUGCGGCCUACCGUCCACCCUGCUGAUGGCCGUCACCUACACCCUCCUUACGAGCUCCCUGGGGCUGGUGGGAUUUGUUCACAUUGGCAUCAUGGAUUUCGUGCGGCUGCGGCUGCGCCUCAUCCAGAAGCUGCUGCAUCAAGAGUACGCGCCGAGUACUGGUCCACAAGAGACGGCCCUUCGGAAGAUCGCCAAGCUGUUCGAGUUCUCCAAGCGCUGCUCCCAUUUGCUGGCAGAGUUGAACGGCGUGUUUGGGUUCGCCGCUGCCGCUGGAUUCUUCUACGAGUUCACCCUGAUGACCUGCUUCGUGUACGUGAUCUGCCAGAAGGUUCUGGGCUCCGAGGCCUGGGACCUGGAGUACACAUUCAUGCUGCUCCACGUCGCGCUGCACUCCUACAAGCUAAUCAUCACCAGCACCUAUGGCUAUCUGCUUCAGCGGGAGAAGCGAAACUGCCUCCGCCUGCUUGGCCUCUACGCGCAGCACUUCCCGCACCAGGCACUGGCCCGCAGGCAGGUGGAGGACUUCCAGCACUGGCGCAUGCACAACAGACAGGCGGCGAUCAUCGGGAGCAGCAUUCCGCUCAAUGUGUCCACCAUUUUCAUGGUGUACAACGGCAUGGCCAACUAUGUGAUUAUCCUGGUGCAACUGCUGUUCCAGCAGCAGCAGAUCAAGGAUCGGCAGAGGGGCAUGGGCAGGGAUGUGGACUUUGUGGGGCCAAUGGGUCCCACUACUCAUAUGGAUUAG
Drosophila obscura is the source of this 1263-nucleotide messenger RNA. It is a transcript of the gene Gr47b, whose product is annotated as putative gustatory receptor 47b. The coding region runs from base 1 to 1263 and encodes 420 amino acids. The transcript has 2 exons. The record is from RefSeq and is a predicted model, not a curated record. Gene Ontology annotation, biological process: sensory perception of taste. NCBI's taxonomy places the organism in Eukaryota, Metazoa, Arthropoda, Insecta, Diptera, Drosophilidae. Gene Ontology annotation, cellular component: membrane.